Molecule: messenger RNA, 3534 nt
Organism: Arthroderma uncinatum
Lineage: Eukaryota; Fungi; Ascomycota; Eurotiomycetes; Onygenales; Arthrodermataceae
Product: cell division control protein 25
Exons: 2
Coding region: 1-3534 (1177 amino acids)
Biological process (GO): Ras protein signal transduction; positive regulation of GTPase activity
Cellular component (GO): plasma membrane
Molecular function (GO): guanyl-nucleotide exchange factor activity; protein binding
Source: RefSeq, a predicted model, not a curated record
AUGGAGUCUAACGCCCAAUAUGUUGCGCCCCUAAACAUCCCUCAGGACGAUGCUGGAUCACAGGCCGUGGCCACGAACCAUCGACUGAUAACGGCUUUGAAAGCCCAGCUGCGAAUGACACCGCCGUUGACACCGCAUAGCUCGCGCGAAGAAAUGGUCGAUCGAAGCGACCAGGAACGGUCCUUGUUCCAUAACUAUCUCAGGGCAUUCUACCCAUUUCACCCGGAUGGACCGAUCUCGUCUUCUACCGUCACUUUGCCUUUGGACCAGGGAGAUGUUAUCCUCGUCCACUCUGUACAUACCAACGGCUGGGCUGAUGGUACUCUCCUCGAGACCGGAGCCAGGGGCUGGCUGCCUACCAACUACUGCGAGGCAUAUGACCCCCAACAAAUGCACCCGCUGCUAAAGGCUCUGAUGGACUUCUGGGAUGUCAUCAGGGGAGGCAACGGGUCUACGCUCCAUCAAUUCACGAACCAGGAUUACAUGAGGGGAAUGAUUGCUGGAGUACGAUUCCUACUGGAAAAAUCCGAGUGCUUGACGAGAGACUGCAGGCUGGUUAAAAGGGUCGACGGAUUACGACGAAACAGGAAAGCUCUCCUCUCCGAUCUAUCAUCACUCGUGAAGCUGGCGAAGCAAUUGCAGGACAUUGCAAAUGGGCGACAAUUCGAAACUUGUCUGGAUAACAUAUUCGACCUGAUGCUGCUCAAGGCCUUCCGCAUCGUCACGCGAGGAGUUCGAUUUUUAGACGUCUGGAGCGAAGAAGUCGGGCUGGUUAGGGCGUUGGAUCACUUGGAUAGCAACCUAAACUCACCACAUGCCUUGGAUGGAAUGUUCAAGGGACCUCUCACUCCACCUGUUGAGAGUUCGUUCAAUUUCGCCUCACAAUUCACGACGAGCUCCAUCGGUACUCCAAACUCUUCGAGUAGCUGGAGGGGGAGCUUUGGAGAGGGAGCCAGCGGCCGCAGCUUGCUUAACUCAACCACAAUCAGUCAGAGAUCUGGCCGCGAAACACCACAGCGCCCUGCAUCAGUACAGGUCAAACGGGCCUCAUUAUCACACAGAAUAUCUUACAACGGUCACUCAUCCGUUGCUACCAAAAACCCCAACCUUGCAUCUGGGCGAUUAACUGCUGCUCACGACGGUUUUCUAGGAGUCCUUGGAUCCUUCAUCGGUCUACAUUUACAAUCACCAUCAUCUACUGAACUGAUAAUUACGACUCAGGAAGCUGUUCAGUCAUGCAAGACGCUAUUAUCUGUCGUUGAGGAAGUAUGGGAACGCGACCUACAUCGGUCUUACUUGCUGGAACGGUCAAAGGAUGCCAUGUACGAGCGGAUCACCGAACUUGUCCACGCCGCCCGCGACGCAUUUCGUGCGCCUAACAACCCUGACGAUGAAACGAUUUUCGUUCCGGGUGAUGGCAAACGGCUAGUCGAUGCUGCUACUGACUGUGUACGCGGUGCUGGGGACUGUGUUUCUAGGGCCAGGACAGUCUUGGAGCAGAUUGGGGAUUUCGAACUGGAGAACGUCGGACUGGGUAUUUCAGUCCCUGGUGCUGAGGACAUCGCUACACCAACCCAUCGCGAAGAGCCACUAUCAGACAAGAUCGACUCGCCAACGCCAGCAACGAAGUCUGAUGAAAUGCCAAUGCGGCCACUACCCCUUCAGAUCCCUGAUGGAUCCAUGUCAACAAUAUCCUUGACUCCGUCCUCAUUCACCGACGCUUCAACCCUCCGUACUCCUACCUCGCCAUUCUGUGAAUCUUUUACCUCCACAUUUUCCUCAUUCACCGACCUCACCGACCCCUUCGCCGCAAACUCCGACCACGAUCUCACCAAGCCAUUCAACGCAUACUCGCCAACUAAAACCACUGGGGAUGCGCCUUGGCAACAGGACGCAGCUAUCUACAUUCCCCUUCCUCCAGAUAGCGACAUGGAUCUCUCAAUUGAACCAACUGAAACUGAAGGAACACAAUUUAUCGAAACACCUACGCGUCCUACCUCGCCUGAAAGUACUACUCCCCAAUCCCCUUCAAAAGACGGUUCGCAAGCCGAUGAGGGAUCAACCACAUCAGAUGGCGAUGAACAGGAGGAUACCCUAUUAGAAAAAACCUACGCACACGAGCUUAUGUUCAAAGAUGGCCAAGUGACCGGUGGAAGCCUCCGCGCCUUGAUUGAGAAGUUAACUUGCCACGCAUCAACACCUGACGCACUAUUUGUUUCAACUUUCUACCUUACAUUCCGACAUUUCACCUCUCCAGUCGAAUUUGCUGAGACUUUGAUCGACCGUUAUGAUUAUAUUGGCGAGACCCCCAAAGCCGGUGGACCUGUACGUUUACGCGUGUACAAUGUGUUUAAGGGUUGGCUCGAGGCCCAUUGGAGACACGACGUUGAUGACUGCGCACUACCAUCGAUCCUCAAAUUUGCCAGGACUAAACUUUUGAUCACACUACCCACUGCUGGCAAGCGACUUGUCGACUUAGUCGAAAAAGUAUCAUCCCUCCAUGGACCAGUUGUUCCACGAUUGAUAUCUUCGGUUGGAAAGACGAAUACAUCGAUCGCCCAAUACAUCAGCCCCGACCAGCCGCUACCACCCUCAAACAUGACCAAGAGUCAACUAAAUCUUUUGAAGCAGUGGAAGAGCGGUGGCGCAAGUAUCAGUAUCCUCGACUUCGACCCCCUUGAGCUUGCUCGCCAAAUUACGAUUAAGGAAUCCCAGAUUUUCUGCUCGAUUCUCCCCGAAGAACUUCUGUCGACAGAAUGGAUGAAGAAAACUGGCUCUUUGGCCGUCAACGUUCGCGCAAUGUCCACUCUAUCAACGGACAUUGCCAACCUUGUUGCUGACUCUAUCUUGCAGUUGGAGGAGCCGAAGAAGCGUGCCGUGGUCGUCAAGCGAUGGGUCAAGAUAGCCACGAAAUGCCUUGAACUAAACAACUACGAUACCCUCAUGGCUAUCAUCUGUUCACUCAACUCAUCCACCAUCUCUCGCCUAAAGCGCACAUGGGAAUUGGUCCCCAUUAAAACCAAGAACUCACUAGAGAGCCUCCGAGAAAUCGUCGAUGUAUCCCGCAACUACGCUGUCCUUAGACAACGACUACAAAAUCAUGUGCCUCCAUGCUUACCCUUUGUCGGAACCUACCUAACUGAUCUCACUUUCGUCGACCACGGCAACCAAAACACCCGCACUCUCGCGGCUGAUGGAAACUCCAUCGAGGUCAUUAACUUUGACAAGCACAUGAAGACCGCCAAAAUCAUCAGCGAACUCCAACGCUUCCAAAUUCCUUAUCGACUCAGUGAAGUUCCAGAGCUCCAGACUUGGAUACAAGACCAGCUUGUUCGUGUCCGAUCUGCUGGUGAUAAGAGCUUCCAAAAGUACUAUCGACGAUCUCUUGUUCUGGAACCUCGCGAGCGCGCAACUACCCCUCGUGGAUCUCCAACGGAACCCAGCCCUUCAGUAUUCGCCAAAGAGAAUACUAAGGACAAGUUCGACUUUUUAGCAUGGACUCACAGUUCCAAACUCAAAGCUCCUGCUGCGUGA